CACCCAGAGACUCAGUUUGCCCCGGGGAGAUGCCAGGUCUGGAGCCAGGGGAAAUUAUAGGCGCAGGUGGACAUCGCUCCAUCCGGGGAGCCCCUCCCCAGGACUCCAAUUAAAGGCCCUCAGGGCUAAUCGAGGCGGUUGACACGGCUCUGCGGGCCUCGCCUGCCACUCGCCCGCCAGCCGAGGCCAUUGUCCCCUUAAUUGGCUAUCUCCAGGCACACCCUCCCACCAGCCCCAGGUACUGUGGAUCCCAGCUCCAGCUAUGUGCUAAUUGGGCACGGGGAGGGGGGCAACCUGGGGCAGAAAGCCCCCUCCUCUCCCAGCCCCAUGACUGCCUAUAUCAGCCCCUCACCUGCUGCUGUGGGGGAGACAGAAGGGCGGGCUUGGGCCGAGGGCUGCCCUCCGUGCCAGCAGCACUGUGGGCUCACCAAGCCAUGCACCCUGGCAGCCCCACAGCCCCUGGGGUCUCCGAGCCCAGCCCCCAUGAGCUGUGUGCCUUCGUGAGGGGCGCCGCUGCCCACAUGCUGCGGGCCUUGCAACCCCGGCGCCUCCGGCCCCCCAAGAGGAGACCCAACCACAGGCGCUUCCUGCACAACCAGAUCUGCAGGCAGUUCGCCCAGAUUGAAGCGGCCACCCAGCGCCUGGCCCUGUCCAUCCUGUCACAGGAGGUGCCUCCGCGGAGACCGCAGCCCCUUAGGCCUCCGCCGCCACCAUCCCCUUUCCUGGGGGUGGCCCGCGCCUUGGCGCCCUCGGAGGGGCCCCACACCGGCCCCAGCCUGAGCCUUGCUGCGUUGGACAGCUCCACGCUGGAUCUCUUCGAGGACAUCACUCUCACCCCGGAGGAUCCCCGGGUGUCCACCAAUGCCCCUGCCCCGAGGCUGCUGGCAGCAGCUCCUACCCAGGGCACCCUGGGCCAGCCAGACCUGAUGCACUGCCCCAGCGCCCUGACCCCUACCCUGCAGGCCCCGGGGGUUGGGGCUGAUUUCGGGGCUUCUGGCUGGGACUGGGAGGACAGCUGGGAAGUUCCCUGGACCCGGGAAUCUCCUGAGGGCUGGGGGGCCUGCUCCCCGUGAUAGCCGGUUACAUCCCAGCCCAGGCCCAGGAGGA
Messenger RNA from Ochotona princeps (American pika), 1107 nucleotides. RefSeq names its product chromosome 16 C19orf85 homolog (gene C16H19orf85). Lineage: Eukaryota; Metazoa; Chordata; Mammalia; Lagomorpha; Ochotonidae. The transcript has 2 exons. The record is from RefSeq and is a predicted model, not a curated record. Bases 435 to 1073 code for a protein of 212 amino acids.